AUGCCAGCAAACUUCGCCAUAGGCAUAGUCGGCGGGACCAAGCGACACCAAAAUCAUCUCGCCAAGGGACCGUCAUUUUAUCACCCCACUUCAAAUAGGCCAGUCUGUCUCCCUAAUCGCAUCUUCUAUCCCCAGCCUUGUCUCCUGUCCGUCGCCAUGACUGCCUAUCUAGGACCGUUACACGGGCAAGACUUCGGCCAGGACGCUGGCCAAACAGACCGUCUGGCCGAGUCGCGCCCCGGCUUUGCAACUGGCAGAAUGUGGACCAAGGGAAACGCCAAAAUAAGUUCGGAUCUAUCUGCCACUUGGUUUCCUCGAUGGUACCACAUGUACACACACACACACACACACACACACAAUCACGCACACGCACAAACUGGACAGGUUGGCGAGCGAAAGUCAGACAAAGAGAGCGAAAAUAAAUCCCAACCCCUUGUACGACCUUUCAUCUCUCCCUACUUCGGUCGGCCGCCAUUGACCCUCGUGCCCAAUAGGGCUCUUAGCCUUCGGCUCCUAACCUGGCCGUUUCUUCAGGCCCGUGGCCGACACUCUGAACCCGGGAGAGAAUGUGCUGGCCGUAAAAUGAGGACAGGCCUGAUGUUGAGCCGGAGAUUCUAUCAAUGCUGGCAUGCGUGCAUAGGACGGACAGGAGGAGAGAAUUGGGUGGAGUGGAGUGAGGUGUGGUGUGGUGAUUGGGUUGUGUUGUGUUGUGUUGUGUGGUGUUGUGUUGUGUUGUGUUGUGUUGUGUUGGGGUGGGGUGGAGAGGGUAAGGCGAAAGACGACGCGAUAAAGCAAGGACAAUUUUUGAGCGCCCAGGUGAUGUGGCCAGGACUAGAGACAGGACUCGUCCAAGUGGACGGACGCAAGUUGGCAACAGCUGAAUUGGCAAAGCGGGAAAGAGACCGGAACGCGUCGGCGGUCGGCAACUGUCCAACUAGCCAGUCAUCUCAACCACUCAGACUGGCUCUGAUUAUAGGUCCAUCAAGUUUGCGUGCCGACAUUAAAUCUGCGAGCAGAUCAGCACAUCUUCCCACCCCGUACGGACGUGAGGAUUCCCCGUGGAUCUCUACAAAGUCUGUGUGCUUGUGUGAUUGUCCAUUUGUCUGUUUGAGUGUGCAUUAA
This is a messenger RNA of Protopolystoma xenopodis, 1122 nucleotides long. The record is from the annotation of a GenBank genome assembly. Lineage: Eukaryota; Metazoa; Platyhelminthes; Monogenea; Polystomatidea; Polystomatidae.